Messenger RNA from Formica exsecta, 1052 nucleotides. It is a transcript of the gene Pex10, whose product is annotated as peroxisome biogenesis factor 10. The coding region runs from base 146 to 1015 and encodes 289 amino acids. Gene Ontology annotation, cellular component: peroxisomal membrane. The record is from RefSeq and is a predicted model, not a curated record. The transcript has 3 exons. Gene Ontology annotation, molecular function: zinc ion binding. Gene Ontology annotation, biological process: protein import into peroxisome matrix. NCBI's taxonomy places the organism in Eukaryota, Metazoa, Arthropoda, Insecta, Hymenoptera, Formicidae.
GAGAAAAUCGCUCCGUUUCACGUCACUGACCACAAAAGCAAGAAUGAAACGAGGAAGGAGAGAGAUGAUUUUAUAUUCUCGGAGCUCACGCGUGACUUUGCAUGAUUUUUAUAUUACGUACUCGGCCACAGCAAACGUGUAAUAAAUGAGAAAAAUGGGAACCGAUAGAAAGUGGCUUAACCGCAAAUUAAAAUGCGCGAGUCAAGCGGAGAUAUUGCGAGCGCAUCAACGGGAUGACGAUUUCGUGAAACAUCUGAGACAGAAACUAUCCGAGAUACUGCAAAACGUUGGAGUACAUAGAACGUUGUUUCAAUGCAUUCAAUCCGACAUUCCGCUUAAAUUAGUGUACUUUGUUUUCACGUCGGGGAUGGGGAAUCAAACAUUGGGCGAGGAAUACACCGGCAUAGUACAGGCUAAUCUAGAGGCGCGCAAAGUACCAACAUUAACUGUCAGAGUAUUGGCUGCGAUUUUGGAAUGCCUCGGAGAAAGAAUAUUACUCAAAUUAUUAGGGCAGUGUCAAGCGUACGUGAAUCAUCCACAUAGCCAGCUGACACCAACAGCGAUAACAAUUUUUAAUACCUUCCUGUCCAAAUUACGCACAAUGAUACCUAUAAUUGUGCUAUUCCACAAAGGAAUAUUUUAUAUAUAUGGUAGAUACUAUAGUCUGGGUAGAAGAAUUGCAGGAUUAGAUCAUACAAAGGUAUACGGACCUCGACCAGUCGAUACUGUCAGCUGGGGAUUAAGGCUAUUAGGAAUUGCUACUUUAAUUCAAUGUCUACUUAGAACUUGGCAGUGUAGCACGAAGCAAGACACUACAAUCAUAAGUGUAUCUAAUACAAAAUGUAUUAGUCACAGUUGUCAGUUAUGCCUCGAAGCAACAGCAACAACUGCAACAUUAUGUGGUCAUUUGUUUUGUUGGACUUGUCUCAGCGAAUGGUUACGUGUCAAACCGCAAUGUCCAUAUUGCAGAGAAUAUGUUCCACCAUCAAGAAUUAUACAUAUAAUGAAUCUAUAACUUUCUGUGAUAAUUAAUUAUAUUCCUUGAAUAUAUA